AUGGCUUACCUCACGCUCGCAGGCGAGUCCUGCUUUACUGCUUCGGAGGCCGAGAAGCUGAAGGAGCAGAUUAACAAGAAGGCGCCCGUCAAGGUUGCCUCCCUCGCCGGCAUCUGGACCUACUACGCCCACAUCCAGGGCGACGCGACUGAAGCCCAAGAAAAGCUCGCCCAAUUGCUCCCGUUGCCCGCCCAACCCGCAUCACAUGGCGUCGAGCAUAUCGGCUCCGCACGGAAAUUGUGCUUCACGCCGCGCUACCUGUCCCCCUGGAGCUCAAAGGCCACGAGCAUCGCCCAUGUCUGCGGCUUCGAGCCCCAGAUCCACCGCAUUGAGCGCGGCCGCGUCCUCACCAUCGAGUUUGAGGAGGCCUACAAUGACGAGAGCAUCCCAUUCCGGGAUGUCCUAUACGAUCGCAUGACCGAGAACCUCACCCACGACGUCCCGGAUCUCAACGCCAUGUUUGCCGAGGGCCAGCCUCAGUCCCUCGAGGUCGUCAACAUCUUCGCCCACAAGCAGGAUCCGCUGCACGUGUUGAGCGAGUACAACAAGAAGCGCGGCCUGGCUCUCGACCAGUCCGAAAUCGAGUAUCUGGUUGAGAAGUUCACCCAGCUGGGACGGCCCCCCAACGACAUCGAGCUGUUCAUGUUCGCCCAGGUCAACUCGGAGCACUGCCGCCACAAGCAAUUCAACGCAAACUGGACCAUUGACGGCAUCUCCAAGGGCAAGAGCCUGUUCGAGAUGAUCCGUAACACGCACAAGACGACGCCCGAGUAUACCGUGUCUGCCUACAGCGACAACGCCGCUGUUAUGCAAGGCGGGACUGCCAAUUUCUGGGCGCCCGACUACUCGACGGGCUCCUGGAAGUUGAACAAGGAGCUCAUCCAUGUCUUGGCCAAGGUCGAGACCCACAACCACCCGACGGCCAUCGCGCCCUUCCCCGGCGCGGCUACGGGAUCUGGCGGAGAGAUCCGCGACGAGGGUGCUGUUGGGAGAGGCUCCAUGCCCAAAGCCGGGCUCUGUGGGUUCUGGGUUUCGGAUCUGCUGAUUCCCGAUCACCGUGCCCCCUGGGAAAUCGACGCCGGCCGCCCUGCACACUACGCGAGCAGUCUCGACAUCAUGCUGGAGGCACCCAUUGGCAGCGCGCGAUUCAACAACGAGUUUGGACGCCCCUGCCUCGCAGGUGUUUUCCGGACGCUUCUUACAGCCGACGAUAAGAAGGCGGUAGGCGAGUUCCGCGGCUAUCACAAGCCCAUCAUGAUUGCUGGAGGUGUUGGCACUGUCAGAGAGAAGCACGCCCUCAAGCGUAAGCCCGACGUCCAAGAAGGCGCUCACGUUAUUGUUCUCGGAGGGCCGGCCAUGUUGAUUGGCUUGGGCGGCGGCGCGGCAUCGAGCAACGCGUCCGGAGAAGGAAACGCCGAUCUGGAUUUCGACAGCGUCCAGCGUGGCAACCCCGAGAUGGAGCGGCGGGCGCAGAUGGUCAUCAACACCUGCGUGGCCUUGGGCGCCCAGAACCCAAUUGCAAAGAUCCACGACGUCGGAGCGGGUGGUCUUUCAAACGCGCUGCCAGAGCUCGUCCAAGAUGCCGGCUUCGGUGGCAGGUUCGAGCUUCGGCAAGUCGAGAGCGUCGAUAAAGGCAUGAGCCCUCUCCAGAUUUGGUGUAACGAGGCGCAGGAGCGUUAUGUUGUCCUCGUCAAUGGCGACAGCAUGGAACGUUUUGUUAGCAUCUGCCGGAGGGAGCGCUGCGGCUUCUCGGAUGUCGGAACGGUCCUCUCUAAAGAGGCCGACGGAAUCUCGAAGCUCAUUCUCUCUGACAGAGGAUCAAACGAGUAUCCUCGCCCCAUCGACGUACCCAUGGAUGUUCUCUUCCCCAAGGGGCGAAAACUGGAGCGCAUCGUUAGCUCGAAGACGCCGAGCUGGCCCGUCUUCGAUCCUGUUGCCAGCCUCACGGAGGCUUUCAGUACUGCGACGAGUGAGCCAGAGAUUUUCAGGCAGGCGGUGCAGCGGCUAUUCUGGAUGCCGGCCGUUGGAUCCAAGUCUUUCCUGAUCACGAUCGGCGACCGGACUGUUGGCGGCCUCACCGUGCGCGACCAAAUGGUUGGGCCAUGGCAGACACCGGUUGCCGAUGUGGCUGUGACGGCAUCGUCGUUCAGCUUGAAUGGCGUCAAGACUGGCGAAGCAAUGGCCAUGGGCGAGAAGCCCACUCUCGCCCUCAUCUCUCCGGCGGCCUCAGCAAGGAUGGCGGUUGCCGAGAGUCUACUGAAUCUUGGAGCCGCCGAUAUCAUGGGCGGCUCGCAGCGCGGAGAUCUGCAACGCGUCAAGCUCUCUGCCAACUGGAUGGCGGCGGUAAACCACCCAGGCGAGGGAGCGGCCCUCUACGAGGCUGUUGAGGCCAUUGGCAUGGAAAUGUGCCCCGAACUUGGCAUCAGCAUUCCCGUCGGGAAGGAUUCAACUUCGAUGAAGGCAUCGUGGAAGGAGGGCGAAGAUAAGAAGAGCGUCACCGCGCCGGUAUCUGUAGUCAUCUCGGCUUUCUCACUGGUGGAAGAUAUCAGGAGAACGUGGACACCGCAGCUCCGGCGUGUUGAGGAAGUCGGAGAGACCAUCUUGCUAUUCGUCGACUUAGCAAACGGGCAGAAGGCGCUGGGAGGCUCUGCAUUUGCGCAGUCUCUGGGUGCCAUCGGCCAUGAGGCUCCCGAUGUUCGGGACGUGGAGAUGUUGAAAGACUACUUCGAUGCGCUGGCUCAGCUGCACGAGAGCGGCAUUGUCCUCGCCUACCACGACAGGUCAGACGGUGGUCUGAUCACCACCAUCGCCGAAAUGAUGUUUGCCGGCCGGUGUGGCGUGGAUGUGAUGAUGGAUGGCAUCUCAAAGUCUGGGAGAUUUGCAGACCUGGUUGAUGCUCUCUUCAACGAAGAGCUGGGUGCUGUGUUCCAAGUCCGGAAGUCGGACGAGAUUAACUUUAAGAGAUGCUUUGCCACUUGCGGCCCGCCAGCUGGCUUGAUCAGGAAGUUCGGCGUGGUGCAGCCGACAUCGAGGCAGACGCUGAUAAUCCGCCAUGGCGAGGGAAUUCCGUUCGUUAGCCUGGAUAGAAGCGAGAUGCAGCAGUGGUGGACCAAGACGUCGUUCGAGAUGCAGAAGCUGAGAGAUAACCCGUCGUGUGCAGAGUCCGAGUUUGCCGCCAUAAAGGACUCGGGGGACCCUGGACUCUCUUACAACCUCACCUUCGAUCCCGCCGAGAAUAUCAUCCCCCUGACGGCGGCCAUCACAGGGCUCUUUGGUAAAGCACCUCGCGUUGCGAUUCUCCGAGAACAGGGAGUCAACGGGCAUGCCGAGAUGGCGUUCGCCUUCCGUGCCGCCGGCUUUGAUGCGGUUGACAUCCACAUGACCGACAUCAUCUCGGGCCGGUCGCUGGCGGAUUUCGUGGGCUUGGCGGCGUGCGGCGGCUUCUCGUACGGCGACGUGCUCGGGGCCGGCCAAGGCUGGGCAAAGUCGAUCCUGCUGCACGAUAAGGCGCGGCGCGAGCUGGCAGACUUCUUCCAGCGCAAAGAUACGUUCAGCCUGGGCGUGUGCAACGGCUGCCAGAUGCUCUCGCGGCUCAAGGAGCUGAUCCCAGGGGCCGAGGACUUCCCGACCUUUGUGGACAACACGUCGUCGCAGUUUGAGGCGCGCUUCACCAUGGUCAGGAUCGAGGACAACCCAAGCCGGCCGUCCGUCUUCUUCAACGGCAUGAGCGGCUCCACCCUUCCCAUCACCGUGUCGCACGGCGAGGGCCGCGCCGAGUUCGACUCGCCGGCCUCGUUCCAGGCCCUCACCGACGCCGGCUCCAUCCCCCUCCGCUACGUCGACAACCUGCUCAACGUCACGGAGAAGUACCCCUGCAACCCCAACGGCAGCCCCGCCGGCGUCGCCGGCGUCGCCAGCAGAGACGGCCGCGUCCUCGCCAUGAUGCCCCACCCCGAGCGCACCAUCCUGGCCGACGUCGGCAGCUACGUGCCGCCCGGCCAGGUCGAGCAAUGGGGCGACUUCAACCCGUGGCUGCGCAUGUUCCGCAGCGCGCGCAGAUGGGUGGGCUAG
Molecule: messenger RNA, 4071 nt
Organism: Lasiosphaeria miniovina
Lineage: Eukaryota; Fungi; Ascomycota; Sordariomycetes; Sordariales; Lasiosphaeriaceae
Product: CobB/CobQ-like glutamine amidotransferase domain-containing protein
Exons: 2
Coding region: 1-4071 (1356 amino acids)
Biological process (GO): 'de novo' IMP biosynthetic process
Molecular function (GO): phosphoribosylformylglycinamidine synthase activity
Source: RefSeq, a predicted model, not a curated record